AUGGCGACAUUGAUACCCAAUACCUUGGAACUUCCGGCGGGAGUAAAUAGCAACGGGACAGGCCAGCCAGAUCUAGGCAACAUCAUCCAGGCGUUGGAAAUUAUACACACCCGAGCUACAACGAAUGAGGUCAGAAAACAGGCCUCGGAGUUCCUAGAGCUGCAGAAACACGAGAAGAACGCGGUACAGAAUGGAUUUUACUUGGCGGCGGAGCGGAACCAUUCUCCUGUUGUUCGCCAUUUCGGCCUCUCGCUGCUGGAACACGUUUUAAAACACAGAUUGUCCGAGUUGACGCCUGCGCAGGUCGGCCACCUCAGAGGACUGAUUCUGGGUCUCGCACAGGAGAUUCAAGCUCAAGAUAUGGCAUAUAUCCGCAACAAGCUUGUCCUAUUGUGGGUGGAGAUUGCGAAACGGACCUGGGCGCUCGAUUGGCUAGGGAUGGAUGAAUCGUUGGUGCAGCUGUGGAGUGGAACCCUAAUACAUAAGGAAUUCGUCCUUGGGGUCCUGGAAACAUUAUCAGAUGAUGUUUUCCACCACGAAGAUACAGCUUCAUCAUUGCGCGGAACAGAUCUAAAUCGUGCCCUGUUGGAGAUCUGUACGCCGCAUGCCGUUUUCUGUGAAGUUUAUCCUGAAAGAGCGCAGCAUACUGAGCUUCGUUUUGGUGCGGAAGGGUGGCUUUACAGGAUCACUAUGUUUUUGAAUGACUGUGUGCGCAAUCUAAAUUCAUCCCCAGAAGUUCGGAUUUGUGCCCAGAAAGCGCUGGCAACCCUGCGAACAAUGAUGACAUGGAACAUCCCCUUGGCCAUUGCUUCCAGUCAGUGUGUUCAAGCAAUGUGUAUGGCGCUGACGGCAAACGAUGAGAGCGUUUUAAUGGCAGCGAUUGAGGCGUUGCAUGCGUUGUAUGGCCGAAGCCAUUAUGAUAUCCAAGAGUUUGGAAGCUUGUUGCGUAUAAUAUACAACAAAGAGAAUCUGGAGUUGUUAACAAAGCUCUUUGAAUGGUCAUUUGUUGAUGCGAAUGAUAUUUUAGACACAAAAUAUACAACAUCCAAGAAGCUUUCAGAGCUGCUUUCAUACCUAGCUGGAUUCCUUGAAGAGAAGAAUCUUGGCCUGAUUAAAAUGAUUGAUCAAUCAUAUUUUCUUACUUUAUUAAUCCGCGUCUUAAGACACCCAAGUUUGAUCGUAUCUAUUCCUGUGCUUCACUCCUGGUCCAGGCUACUCGUAUGCGAUGAGGUUGCAAACUUGGAAAUAAUUACGAACUUCAUUGGCCAAUUGCUGGAAAUAUGUACACAACGUCUCGUGAGAUAUGAAGCAUAUCCAGAAGACUCAGAUGACCCAACUGUUCUCUUCUUGAAUGAGGAUAUUGACACCCUACCCGAUAGACACGCUUUUGUGGGGAACUACCGAAGAUACUGCGGACAGGUUAUAGACGUUAUUGUACAAAAACGGCCCCAAGAUGCGAUUCCUCAUAUCCUUUCGGUAGUUGAUAUUGGCUUGAACAAUUUAUAUCACGGGACUUCUCCGUUUAAUCCCGCAACAUUUCAUAAGCAUACGGCUCCGGCUCUACGGGCAGACACAAGGUUUACAGUCACGGAGUAUCUUCUGAAGGGGUAUAAUAAGUGGGUUGAGAGCCAUGGUGCUGACCCACAGCGUGAUGAACAGCAACGGUUGACCCUCGAAAACAUGCUCGAAUCAUGGGCUCUUAGUUUGUUGCAGCGGCAGUUUUCUGAUCCUGUUAUUAAACAACGAGUAAUACGGCUGUCUGUUGAUUUCUCUGCCCACGCACUUCGAAACAAACCAAGCUAUGCGCUCAAAGUUCUCGAACAUAUCCUCCUGACUAAUAUACCGGAUAAUCCUGCAUUUCCCCUUUAUUCCGAGUCUGUGAGAGAAUUAUAUAGCCUUUCAACGUAUGAGGUUCGGAGGCUCGCCAUACGUUAUGCGGAUUACUUCUCUACGUUUUAUAACAUCCUCGAGCAAAAGGUCCAGGAAAUGCAGCAAAGGUCUGUCGAAGAUCAACCGCAGAUGGAGUUAUCAUCUGUUCUCCUGAUCGUCAUGCACCGAGCAAAAGAUGUCGACCCAAGUUUACGCCAAGCUCGCCUUCAGUCAUUUAUUGAGCCGUUAAAACUUGCGUGGGCAGAUGAACAGUUUCGGCGAGCGAUCAGCACUUUCCAGGGUUUUUGCGAGAUCUUCGGUAUAGAUCAGGUUCAUCCGUACCUGCAAGCUCGACAGGCGCAAAAGCUUGAAGACUGGUCUGCGUGUGCUCUCGAUGAAGAAGGAAAGCGACUUCAGAGUCAACUGAACUCGAAAUUUCAGCGUGUGCCCCUAAGAAAUACCAAAACCUUGCUGGCGGUCUCCACAGAGAAGCUAAAGCCGAGUGAUCCUCCAUUUCAGAUUACAUGCGAACUUUGGAAAGAUAUGAUACCCCUUAUUCUUCCGUCAUUGUUGCAAUUGGUUGGCCAUGCCCAUGCUUUUCACAACCCAGAUAAUUGGGUCGGACUGCCGCAGGAUAUGCGUCCAGUCGUUGGACGUAUCUUGACGGACAGAUUCUGGCAAGCUGGUAUUUCAGCAGGUAGUAGAGAAGAUUUUUAUGCAAAGAUUGCUACAUCUAAAAGUACCCUUGAAGGAUUCUCUUCUUCCGUUAGAGGGAAGAUUAGAGCAGUCCGGGAAGCGUGUUACUCCAUACUUUUUAGUAUGAGUAGAUUAGGGGACCACUUCUACGGAUUUCAUGAACUUUCGGCUCCCUUGUCCCAGGCGCUAUACAGUAAUGCCCCGUCGCUUUCUUCGCACCAGUUUUCGGUACUGUUGAAUAUAUCCCGGUGCCUUAUAGAUGAUUGUCCGCCACAGUCACGGGCGCAUUUCUUACCUCCAAUGAUGUCGGGGUUAUUCGUUCAACUCGAUAAGAAAAUUACAACGGAGUGGGAUAUAAUCGAACGCCGGAAAGCUGGGAUGGGAGAUGUCGACUUGACGGAAGAAAUGAAAGAAGAAAGUAUACUCAGACAACUCACUUACUCCGCGGUGCUAAUGGUGGCCGGCUUGCUGGACCCAAAUAGAGAAGCCGCUGGGAACUCGGUGUCCAAAACCGCUCCAACACCGUCGGAAGAGGUUCGACAAGAGAAUUUAAUGCGAACGUUCAUCCUGUCAUCGCCUGAAAUCCUGGAACCCGUUAUCGUAUUCUGUACCCACGCCUUACGCAUCCACGAUACGCGCAGCUGCAGCGUAAUCACAAGGGUCUUGCGCUCUAUACUAACCUCAUUCCUACCCGCCGUCGACACUCCAACCGCAGCUAGCAUCCGUGAAUUCAUCAGCAACCACGUAUUGAAAGCAUGUAUCACCUCCGUGCAUGAGCCAUACUUCGUGGACAUGCAAAAAGACCUCGCCCAACUCAUCGCUUCUAUAUGGAUUCUCUAUGGUGCGCGCAGCUCCACGCCAAGGUCGGUUAUGUUGAGUUUACCUGGCAUGGUGGAAUCGAAAGUUGUUGCGGCAGAAGAAGUCUUGACGAAAGCAGCGUCGACUAGGGUCCAAAAGGCGGUGAUUCUGGACUUCUUGGAAGGAUUGAGAGGUGUAAGUAUAAGUGAGCAAGGGAAGAUUGGCGGAGCUCGAGCAAAUCGACGCAAGGAACGCAGUGCCAUAGAGGCAAGGUACCUGACCACGGAGAUGGAGGGCCAGGAAGGUGGAAAGGUAGAUAUAAAUAAUGGGCCAGAUUUAACCGGAAUUGCUGAUAUGUUUGGUUGA
Messenger RNA from Uncinocarpus reesii 1704, 3729 nucleotides. RefSeq lists its product as uncharacterized. Gene Ontology annotation, cellular component: RNA nuclear export complex; cytoplasm; nucleus. NCBI's taxonomy places the organism in Eukaryota, Fungi, Ascomycota, Eurotiomycetes, Onygenales, Onygenaceae. Gene Ontology annotation, biological process: RNA export from nucleus; protein export from nucleus. Gene Ontology annotation, molecular function: nuclear export signal receptor activity; RNA binding. Bases 1 to 3729 code for a protein of 1242 amino acids. The transcript is spliced from 11 exons. The record is from RefSeq and is a predicted model, not a curated record.